Molecule: messenger RNA, 2385 nt
Organism: Syngnathoides biaculeatus (alligator pipefish)
Lineage: Eukaryota; Metazoa; Chordata; Actinopteri; Syngnathiformes; Syngnathidae
Product: cytosolic sulfotransferase 3-like
Exons: 10
Coding region: 573-1553 (326 amino acids)
Biological process (GO): sulfation
Cellular component (GO): cytoplasm
Molecular function (GO): sulfotransferase activity
Source: RefSeq, a predicted model, not a curated record
ACCUACUCUGAUACUCACCUUAAUUCAUCAUAAACUGUCUUAAACCCCAGUUCAGCCUUUCAAAGUUGAGAAAACACCUUGCGUUAAGUUACAAAUGUUUCUCUCUAUGUGCUUAUGUGGGUUUUCCCAGAUUCAAGACUUUUGGGAGUCAAGAUGAGGCAGUGACAAGACCCAAUACUGUACCAAAAAAAUUCAUUUAAAAAAAAACAUGACAAGGGGUCGCCACAGCGUGUCAUCUGAGAUGAACGCAAAUUUGUUUGGCACAGUUAUACGCCGGAUGCCCUUCCUGACGCAACCCCUCUGCAAUCAGCCGGGGGAGGGAAGCUUACAGCACCUGGCGGUCUACCAUCCAAGUACUAACAAGGGCCAAAGCCGCUUAGCUUCCGAGAUCUGACGAGAUCGAGCAUUCUCUGGGUAGCAUGGCCUUCUAGGUGUCCACUGCGUCUUGUCAGAGGAUGGGUGGGAUAGGUUCUCGUGCGCCCGCGACCCUAGUGAGGGUAAUCGAUACAGAAAUUGGACGAAUGGUUUAUACGGUAUUCUACAACAACGACGACGACAACGACAUCUGAAAAAUGUGUGACGUGACAACUGUAAUUUGUCUGGCAAGCUCUUGCUUGCUGAAAAGCACUCACACUUCAUAUCUACACCUUCAAGGAUCGAGAGAAAAAAAGAUGGCGGCGCCACCUCGACCGGAACUGUUUGAUUUCCAUGGCGUCUCCAUGACAAAAUACUUCACUGACAACUGGGAAGACGUAAAGAACUUCAAGGCCAAACCGGAUGAUAUUGUCAUAGCUAGUUAUCCUAAAUCAGGAACCACAUGGGCCUGCUACCUCUUGGAUCGGCUGUACUUUGGAAAGACGUAUCCUGAGAAAGACACAUCCCUCCCUCUGUAUAUGAGAGUACCAUUUCUGGAGCUCUGCAUUCCUGGUCAUCCAAAAGGAAAAGACCUGGCAGACCAGCUAACGAUCACUCCUCGUCUCAUUAAAACUCAUUUGCCAGUCCAGCUUGUACCGGAGACAUUUUGGGAGCACAAUUGUAAGACAAUCUACAUUGCUCGAAACCCUAAGGAUGUAGUCGUGUCUCACUUCCACUUCAGCCACAUGAACAGCAUCCAUCCUGCACCAGGAGACUGGGAUGGAUAUCUGCAAAGAUUCAUGGAGGGCAAAAUGGCGUAUGGAGCUUGGCAUGAGCAUGUGACUGGCUGGUGGGAGAAGAAGCAAACGUAUCCAAAUCUGCAUUAUAUUUUCUAUGAAGAUUUGACUGAGAACUUGGGAUGUGAGAUUGACAAGCUGUGUAGUUUCCUUUGCGUGUCUCCCUCAACUGAGGAGAAGGAAAGCAUCAUAGAGGCUGUGAAAUUUGAAAAUAUGAAAGACAACAAACUGACCAACUUUACCAAUGCCCCCUUGAUGAAUCUGAAGGUGUCUCCUUUUAUGAGAAAAGGGAAAGUUGGUGACUGGAAGAAUCAUUUCACCGUGGCCCAGAGUGAACAGUGCGAUGAGCACUACAAACGGCAAAUUAGGUCCCCUGGAUUGAAGUUUCGCACUGAAGUUUAAAGCUUGGACUGGGAAAACAUUUUUUUUUUUUCCUUCUAGGCUGAUGAUUUCCAAUCAGCUCUUUCGGGCUUUCCUUCUUGACAUCAUUGACUUCCUUUGGGCAUAAACUCAUUUGGGCUAUGAAAAUCGAUUUACUGUUUUGAACAAAACCAACAAUAUGAUGUAAUAUAGAGAGUGAUCAAUCAAACACAUGGAAAAUUUGGAUGGGGAUCAUUUCAUGUUGUCUUUUUUAUUUGAAUCUAGACAUGAAAUUUCACAAAAUGUAAAAACAAAUGUCAGAUGAUCCAAAUAAACACAUCGAAUACUGAAUUGCUGCAAUGCUACUCCACACUGGGGCGGGCACAUGGAUUAAUUUUCAAUGGCACGUAUGCUUUAUAGAGUGGGCAACAUUUAAUACAUUUUAUGCUUCCACUCUAGUCUGGGGAAAAAAAUGAACAGCAACCAGCAAGACAGAAACAUCUUAAAGAGUUAUUGGAAGGAAAACAACAACGCAAGGCCAUUGGGCUAAAAACACUGAACAAUUUAAGCAUCACUGGAAGAACUGGACAUCAGCUUGUCAUGAUCUGUUUGGCGAAUGAAGGCAUAGGAAAUCUUCCCUGGAAUGAUACUACUCCAAUAAACUAAAAGAUAUAUUAAUUUUAUGUACGUUGUUUGUUGAAACAUAUCAAUUGUACAUGGUCAGUCAAACUCCUUUCUGUACACUUUGAAUAUUUUUAACUAAAAAUACUUGGUUUUCACCCGGCAAAAUAAAAAUGAAAAGUAUUUUUAUAAUACCUGCAUGAUAUUUCAACCCUUAACACAGCUGAAAAUGCCCUAUCAAAACAAAACAAAA